AUGAUUUGCUCAAUCCUUUCGCACCAGAAUCAAAGCAACGAAAAUCGCCGGGUCUCAAGAUACUCCAUCGAGCGUUCUAGCAAGGACGAUGUGUCGACAGCAUGUCUGGACAUUCUGGUUGAGUCCCCACCUCUCGUCUGCUAUGGCCCACCUUCCUCUUCCACCGGCGCACUAUUCUCAGGCCGCUUGCGCAUCUCAGUCACCGAAUUGGCCGGGGAGGUGACCUUGAAUCAAUUCAAUGCGCGCUUCAUCUCCAAGACGACCAACAAGAAACCCGUAUCAAACAAUUGCGCAAACUGCGCCACCCGCACCGAGGAGUUGAUUCACUGGAACUUCCUCACCGGGUCGCUUUUCAAGAGCGGAAGCCAUGAAUUUCCACUUAGUUUCCAAUUCCCGGGUUAUCUCCCCGCCUCCUGCAACAGCUCGCUGGGUCGGAUCGAAUACUCCCUGCAGGCGCACGCGCACAGCACCACCGGCAAAGAUUUCAAUUUAGUUUUACCCCUUCACGUCUGCCGUGCCCUCUUCCCCGGUAACGACGAGUCAUCCAUUCGAAUCUUCCCACCUAUGAAGCUCACCGCCAACACCGUACGGCCAUCAGUCGUCCACCCGAUCGGCCAUUUCCCCGUCCAGAUAAGUUUAAGCGAUAUGGUUAGCAAGAGCGAAACACAAAGAUGUUGGCGCCCUCUCAAGAUGAUGUGGUGUAUUGAAGAGCACCAGAAAAUUGUGUCGACCGCGUGCCACAAGCACGCCCACAAAAACGACGGCGAGGGCAAAGGCGUAUUGCAUCAGAAGACGCGUGUCAUUGGCCGCAACGAAGAGAAGAACGGGUUGAAGACGGACUUCAACGCCGCGGGCGCUGGAGUCAGCAUUCAUUUCGAGGCCAGUAUCAACCCAACGACCAAUCCAGCGUGCGACGUGGAAGCCCACGACGGCCUGGAGGUUAAGCACGACCUCGUCAUCGAACUCAUCGUGGCCGAGGGCAUCCGCCCGAAUCGCAAGAUCCCCCUCAUCACGCCCGCCGGCGCUGCUCAUGUGUUCCGCAUGCGGUUUCAUCUACCAGUCACGGAGCACAGCGGUCUCGGUAUCAGCUGGGAUAAGGAGGUGCCCCCAGUGUACGGGGAUGUCCCUGCCAGCGCGCCGAAUUAUGCUAAGCUUUAUAACACCAAUAUUACCAUGGGGAAUUGGCACGUGUCACCAUCUCCGCUGCCGUAUUAG
This is a messenger RNA of Penicillium brevicompactum, 1215 nucleotides long. RefSeq lists its product as uncharacterized. The transcript has a single exon. The coding region runs from base 1 to 1215 and encodes 404 amino acids. Lineage: Eukaryota; Fungi; Ascomycota; Eurotiomycetes; Eurotiales; Aspergillaceae. The record is from RefSeq and is a predicted model, not a curated record.